Molecule: messenger RNA, 2069 nt
Organism: Daldinia caldariorum
Lineage: Eukaryota; Fungi; Ascomycota; Sordariomycetes; Xylariales; Hypoxylaceae
Product: homoserine O-acetyltransferase
Exons: 3
Coding region: 107-1468 (453 amino acids)
Biological process (GO): L-homoserine metabolic process
Molecular function (GO): homoserine O-acetyltransferase activity
Source: RefSeq, a predicted model, not a curated record
GAAUGUGGCGCCAGGAUCGUCUCUCUAUUGCUCAAAGACGCUCAGUUUGUUCUCGUUGUUGAACCUACCUAUCUUGCUAAACUACAAGCACAAUCUUGCAUUCGAUAUGGCAACUCUUCUAGAUCACAACCCAAAUCCUCAGAACUUCUACGCCGGUCUUAUUCAGGGGCAGAAGUUUGCCGUGAUACCGGAGUUCACACUUGACUCUGGUGAUGUAUUGGAAUCUUGUCCCAUUGCUUACAAGACAUGGGGUCGACUCAACGACACUGCGGACAAUGUCCUAGUGAUCUGUCAUGCUUUGACUGGCAGCAGCGAUAUUAGUGACUGGUGGAGCCCCCUUCUUGGACGUAACAAGGCGUUUGAUCCGGCGCACUUUUUUAUCUUUUGCGCCAACGUACUCGGAUCACCCUACGGUAGCGCAUCACCACUGACUAUCAACCCUCAGACGGGAAGGAGAUACGCUAGCGAAUUCCCGCAAACAACCGUUCGUGACGAUGUUCGGGCACAUAAGUAUGUUCUUGACGCUCUAGGGGUGCGCUCCGUAGCGGCCGUAAUAGGAGGUUCGAUGGGCGGAAUGACGACUCUCGAAUGGCCCCUCUGCACCGCGCCUGGUUACGUUAAGAGCAUUAUACCGAUCGCAACUGCAGCAGACCACAGCGCCUGGGGGAUUUCAUGGGCUGAGACGCAGCGCCAAUGCAUUUAUUCUGACCCUAAGUUCGACGAUGGAUACUACGAACCGCUUCCUGGGGGUCAGCCAUCAGCCGGUUUGGCCGCGGCGCGUAUGGUGGCUAUGCUUACCUACCGAUCAUGCAUGAGCUUCGACUCCCGAUUCGGCCGCAAACCACAGCGGCAGAAGCCGCGGCCCGUGCAAGAGCCUCAUCUGGACCUCCCGCGGACAGAUGUUCCGGUUACAACGACAGGCGCGGCACCGACAACCGGCAAGGAGCGCUCGGAGCGGAAGAGCUGGACCGCAAGACGGGACCCCUCUUUUUCCGCUCAGGGGUACCUACACUAUCAGGGGCAAAAGUUUAUUCAGCGGUUCGAUGCCAACUGCUAUCUGCACAUCACCAACAAAAUGGACGCGCACGACGUGACAGUAAAUAGAGUACCGGCUGAUAAAGAAAUUCCAUCUUCUGUUGACUACGAUAGCGACUUGCGCUCCGUACUAUCUGUUGUACCGCCUGGCGCCCUGGUAGUUAGUGUUGAGACGGAUGCGUUAUUCUUGCCCGAGCAACAAGAGCGGUUAGCGGCGUGCCUCCCUGAUGCUACUCUUGCGAUGCUCAAGUCAGCGGACGGGCACGAUGGGUUCUUACUCGAGUUCGAACAGCUUGGAACGCUGAUUUUAGGAAAACUUACGAGUGACUUUCCGCACUUUUACAACUCUACGUACGAUGAUACUAGCUGUUCCACAGAGCACACAGCUCAACCUGGCGGCGCCAGCUUGACUGGCGAAGUGGAGGCUUGGUAGAGAGUGGCCAGGGAAUUGGCCUUGUACAGUGUCUUCACAGUGUUAUUGUAUAUCAAGCGUUUCUUAUUAUCAUUAUUAUAGGCCCCGGGGAGUUUUCGGGGGAUUGGCUGCUCGCUAAGGUGUCAUUAUUCCAAGCACUUACUACAGCUGAAAUGUUUACCGUAUUAGUGAUUUAGUAACACCGCAUAAAAUGGGUCGAUGAUGAUGCUACGGAAGAGAACGGACUAGCUACGGGGGAGAGCUCUGGGGACUUUUUUUUUUCUCACGCGCUAUUACAAUACGAAGAUUUUUUUUUUUUUCUUAAGCUGACGGAGAGAGAGCAUACGCUACUAUCCUCAGGUCAGCGGGUUGUGGAACGACGGGCUCGGGGAGGCAAACAUUCUGUACGACAUUUCACAGAAACGGACCAAGGGACGAAAUCCUCCUUUUGUAUCUUGGAGGACCUCGGAAGUCCCUCGCCCCUCGUUUCUUUUCAUCUCCCUUACUACGGAGUAAAAGUAAGCUCCGGGAGAGAGAGAAUGAAAGACGCAAGUAAGACGGAUAAUGCAGCAGUAGAUUUGAAAUGAUGACAACGCUUCCCCCCCUCCCUCCUCUUUCCCCC